UUGUCACUUUGUAAAUUGAACUCAUCAGUGCGCACGGAAUGUGACGUUGGGGAAUUGCUGUAUGGACUUAAUAUUUAAACACAUUCGUAUUAAUGGUUUAGACUUUGCACGAGGGCAAAAAUGAGUAAGCCAAAAACCAACAAGUUCAAGAAAUUGUUUCUGAAAUCAAAAUCCACGGAAAAGGAAAACCAUGUUGGCGAGAAUCACGUUGAGGUGGACCGCGGAGAGGUCUCCAGCCCCGGCGCGAAGUCACUGACCCUACCGGCGAGUACGUUGUCCCCUGGGAGUCCAACGAGAGACACUUUCUCCCUUCCUACCAGUCCGGUGAAAAAACAAGGGGGGUCUUUGCGACGCCUCAUGAGAUCAAAAUCUGCUCGUCUCAGCUCCGGUUCCCUGGUCAGCGAUGCGGAUUCAGAAACCUCUAGCAUCGACCUCAUGUCGGCCACUCCAGGGAGCCCCACAAGUGAUGUCUUCCCUCACGUCCCGAAGAGGAAAUUUGGGUCCUUACGGAUUGGGAAGUCGAGAUCCAAGAGACUCAGCAGCGGCUCUGUGAUCAGCGAUGUGGACUCUCUCCAUAGCCACUCGUUUCUAGACGGUGAAGGACACUCCAUCAUGUAUGGGGACAACACCUCCACCCUCAGCCUGGACCUCUCCAAGCUGGCCAGGAAGUCGGAGAAGGGUGGCGUGCUGAAGCGCCUGGGCAGCUUCCUGGGCCUGCAGAAGAAGAAGCGCAGUACCAGCGCCUCCCAGAGCAGCCUGGGCUCCCCCUCCAGCCAGGGCGACAGCUCCUCCACCCUCGGGGACACCACCAGCAUCCGCAGCAUCGCCUCCAUCAUCGAGGACGGAGGAGACCUGCCCUUCGCCGACGACUCCGCCUCCAGCGAUGGCAGCCAGACCGGCAGUGUGCGCGGCGUGCACGUGUGCGAGCUGAAGGGCGAGAUCCAGAAGAGCAUACAGGAGGUGCCGGAGGACGACGAAGAGGAGGUGAAAGGAGGUGUUUUUGGGGAGGCCAAGGAAGGGGAGGAGGGUGCAUGGAGCCUGGUGGAUGAGGUGAAUCAGAAGAUCCAGGAGAACCUGGUGAAGGGUGGCGAGGAGGUGACCAAGCCCACUGCACAGCAGCCGACACAGGCCACCGUCCCAAGCAAUGAGCAGGUUAAGUUCACAGUAAAGAAGACUGUGGUGGAACUGAAGCCUACUCUUGGUAACCGCACCAACUACUCAGCACUGGUGGGUGUGACCCUCACCUCCAAGCCCAAGACCCCCAGUACCACCAGUAGCAGCAGCACCACAGGCCUCACAGCAGAGGAGGAAGAGCAACAGGAGGAGGAGGACGGUGGAGGAGACAUGGGGAAGAAAGGAGGCUCCAGGCGGAAGCCCCGCAAGCUCAGCACGGCCGAGCCUCUCUCCCCCACGCAGACCGAGGCCCCCGCCAAGUCACCUGAGCCAACGUCGCCACAGCAACAACAACAGGCACCUGUCAGCGUUCCAUCACCCACAGUAGAGGCAGCACAAUCCCCACCUCAGGUGCAGGUGUGGAGCAGUCCUGUUCCACAGCACACACCCUCCUGCUCACCCCCCUCCAAUCCUCCUGCCACUGCCGAGGAGGCGAGCACACCCAUCCCAGAGGGGGAGCAGGGGGCCGGGCAGGAGACGAAGGAGGAGGAGGCGCGGAGGAGUGCCGAUGAGGAGAAACGCAGGAGAGUUAAACUCUCACAGACACAGACAGAGACAGAGGUGUUCAGUGCCCAGCGCGUGUCAUCCAGCGCGCAGGACGAUGACCCCAUCCACCACGAGCCAGAGACGAAGAGCGACACAAGGAAGGCGUCUGUUGAACUAACAUUGACUGUGGAAAGCAAGCAGCAGAUCCCAGAAGAGACAGCAGACUCUGUCCCUACUGACAAUUCUGAAGAAGACCAUCUAGAAUUCCUGGGCACAGACACAUCCCCUACAGACACAGACGGCGCAGACAUGCCCGGCUUCAAAAAGCCAGUGAGCCGGGUGGGCAUGGGGUUCACCCCCAGCAGAACAGCCAAACAGGGGGACAGUGGGCCAACCAGCCCCACCUCUAAGACCCCCGCCCCUCCCGUGGCCCCAAAGAGCAGAGCCGCCUCAGUCAAAGGCCGGACCUUGCUAGAGAGUGUUAGCAGUGGAGGGGGCACGCAGAAAACUCCGCAGAAGACUGGAAGAGAUCCAAGGUCACCCACAACAAAAGAGCCACCUAGCUCUUCACCAGCAGAGAUUAAAUCUAAAAUUCCAAAAAUGUUUCCAGCCGACGCUGGAGUGAAGUCUGCCCCGGGCUCAGAUGGUGGUUCAAAUUCUAACGGCCGUUUGGGUUUUGGGAAGCAGCCGAAGGCAGUUCAGGGAGUUGGAGGAGGAGGAAAGGGGAACGGGCCAAAGUCAGAUGACCCUAAUUUAGGCAACCGGAUUGCACCGUCGCCCAGGGAGACAGAGACAAAAACAGACGGAAAAAUCCAGAAGGCGCCCUCUGCCACUCUGCCGACCACAGAGACAGUGCCAGGCCCCGAGACCACACCCUCUGACAACCCUGCCAGUCCCCUCCCACAGACUGAUGCUGACAACAGCGGGCACACAACUGGCACGCAAGGGCAAACAGGAAAGCCUUCUGAAACCACCUCAGCAGAGAAAAGCAUUAGUUUGAAAAGCACAGAGAGCAGCAGGCCUAAGGACAAUUCCUCCAGCGUUAAAUCACAGACACAGACAGGCAUGGUGAAAAGCAAAUUGCUUAAAGUCACAGAGGCCAGCCCAGUCAGAAAGCCCACUGACGGCAGGGGCAAGAUGAGUGACUCUGGUGGAAAAACUGCCCCAGUCAGGGACAGAUCAUCAGCAAACAGCACAGCAGUGCCUGCUGCCCCCACCACCACCACCACACCCAGGGGCUCUCGGCUGCAGGAGCCUUCACAGCAGCAGACGAGUGCAGAUGGGGCUGGGGCUGGGGCUGGGGCUGGGGCUGGGGCCAGGUCCUCCUCCCUCACCAGGAACUCCAGGAAAGGCAAAUCAGAGGCCUCACCUACAGGAAGCCGCCUGCCCCGCCCCCCACAGUCCUGCCUCCCUGUGCAGCCCUCGAAUGAGGACUCCAGCCACGGAGAGGGUGAGUCACUCAGUCCAACAGCAACUGCAACUGAACCACCGACACCAAAGGCCAAGCCAGAGAAACAUGACUCACAGUGGGUAAACGGACAGAGUGCUGCAGACGGCCGCAGAGGCUCCGAUGCUGAACGGAGCGGGCCGUUAAGUUCUGCAGUCGUGGAAACAGCCAUAGGAGGAGGAGGAGAGGAGACAGAGAGCACGAGAAAGAAGCCUCCUCUAGCCAGAAAACCCCUCCCAUCCCGCCUCAGAAGCCCCACGAAACUCAAAACUUUCAGGGGCUCAGAGGCGGCGGAAAAUUCUCCUCAGCUCUCCUCAGCCUCUGUAACUGAGCAGCAAGCACAGGAGCAAGGACUGCUAGCGGAUAACUGUUCCACUGAGAAGACAGCCACUGAGGCGGUUGGUGUUGACAACAUGGGCAACACAACCAGUGAGGUGACUAGCAGCAGCAGCAGUGAUGAGACUGCUACGAAAUCGGACACCGAGUCCAACGACUCCAGAGGCAGUAAAUCUCAAACAAAUGAAGAGCAGACCAAGCCAGAUGUGGAUCCCGCAGACAAGGUACAACAGAACAAGCCAGAUGCAGGCCGUCCUGCGAGGCCAGAAAGUAAACAGACGCAAGAGAGGGGAGGAAAAGAAAAACCAAGCAACAGCGGGGAGAGCGCAGUGCAAAAACUCACCGCUCCGAAGACAGCUGUGGAGAAGAUGGCUAAGCAGAAAGAGAGAGACUCAUCCGCUGACAAAACAAACCCAUCUGCCUUAUCUAACUCACUUUCAUCUGACGUCAAAACUCCUUUAAGUCCAAAGAGCACAGAGGCUAGUAAAAGCGCACCAGAAUUUAUAGAGAACAAGGCAACUCCUGGAAAGACUGUGGAGGCAAAAACACAGAAGCAAAAAGGAAAGGACAAGGACAAGUCAGAGACACAAGAUGUCAAAUCUCCCAAACCCGUCUCAUCGGAUAAAACCCCUGCUCCUACAGACAGCAAAGAGAUCGUUGCAGCUGCAGCUGAACCCCCCACGGAAGCGAAGCAAGCUCCUGAAAGCAGUGCCAUGAAGAAGACUCCAAAACAAAAAGGAAAGACCUCAGCGGAUCCACAGGACGUGACAUCCCCGAAAGCUCAAUCACCUGAACGCCCUGUCAAAACAAUCAAAGCUCCGAAAAACUCAGUGUCAACCGAAAACGUCAACAGAGAUGGCAGGAAGGCAACGCAGGAGGAGAGGCCUGUGGAGAACGGCCUGGAUGCUGUGGCUGCUGCAGACACACCCCCAGUAGCGGUGGCAGUGAGCCAGCAGACGGAAGGGGCCAAGUCUGAGGAGAGAGCAGCUCAUGAGAGUCCACAGAAGAGUGUCACAGAGCCACCCAAAGCAGUAAUAACAGAUGCAAAGAAGCCAGAGCAGAGCAAAACAUUGGAUACGGUUGUGGCAGAAAAUGCAAAAGAAACAAAGGGGAAGACGAAGAAAGCUGAAAAGACAGCAGAGGAUACUUCUUCUACACAACGCCUUACAACCCCCAUUGAAAAUGGGGAAAUCCUGCCAGAGACUAAGACAAUAGCAGACAAACCCAAAGCAGUAGAAGCUUCUAAAGACUUGCAAGAGAUGAAAAAGACACCUUCAGAGAACACUACAAACCAAAUGAAAACCAAAGAGGAACCCAAGACCAUUUCCUUAAAGCAGCCAGAAGAAAAAUCUGCAACUGUCACUGACUUGCCAAAAACAACGACAAAGGAUGUUAAAGAUGUCCCUGAGCAGCAGAAAACAGCCCUGCCUACUCCACUCAUCCACAAUCUACAUCCCACCAAGGACAGCAUGGUCAACAAAGCAGAGCCCAAAGAGACCUUAAAACUACAGGAAGACACUAACAAAUCCAAACCUAUAGAAACAACCACAGCAACACCUAAACCACAGCUCUCCCUGAACCUACCCCCCGCCGUGAAGGGCAGUAAGGACGUCCCAUCCAGCUGGCUGGACAUAGACAAGAGCUUUGCCAAGAAGCCGCGACAGGUGGAGAGGAAUCUGGACUGCUCCGUCAGCGACGAUGACAACCUGGAGGCCAACGACGACUUUGACAACUUCAUCCAGAACAUCAAGGAGCUGGGCACCCCGUUCUCCCACCCGCCCCGGAAACAUGGCCAGAUGAAGGUACCGUCGCCCCCCUUCGCCAUGCCUGCCAUCAAGGAGGAUCGCUUCGAGAAGCCCUUCGACCCGGAGUCGUUUGACUUUGGGAAGCGGAAGAAGCCCUUCACUAGAGACCUGUCUCCGGCCAUGGUCAUCACCAGACACAACAGGGAAACGGGGAAGGUGGCGCGCAAACGCUUGGGCACGGAGGACAGCAUGGUCUUCCAGGAGAUGAUGUCCACGGGCCGAGGCCGCGAAGACACCAAGAAGGAGAACACCGCGGGUGAGGGCAAGCUUCUAGACGAGGAGGACAGCAAAGGCAACAGCAACGAGACAGUUGAAGCUGACGGCGGGUUAGGGUCAUCGAGGUUGGGAAGAAUAUCCAUCCUGUCCAGCCUGACAAAGUUCGACAAGCCCAUCGUAACCCCUUUCUCCAGGCUUACUGGUGGAGGUAGUGCCGCCACCACCCCGACAGACCCCAGCCCUACCGGCAGCGAUUCCACCACGCCAAGCCCCUCCGGCCCUGCCAUGCCUUCCUUCAGCGACAUCCAGUUACCGGACCUACUGGAGAAAUACACCAAGAAGAGGGAGACCCCUGCAAGCGCACUGAGGAACCUCCAGGGCACACCAUCCAAGCUGCCAACCAAGGAGGUGAACCCAGCCCCCAGUGCACUCCUGCCAGGCACAGAACAGCAAAUCCUCCCUGGGCUCAGUCCAGCUCUGCCUCCACACGUGAUACAGCCCCCACCUCAGAGCAAGCUGCCACCGACACCUGUCAAGAUUCCAACGUCAAGAGGUUUCCACAAGCGGCCAGGCAAGAUGGUGGUGUUUGAACAGGCCCAGUUUAGCGGCCAGGCCUUCGAGAUCCAUGGGGACGUAGAGGAUGCUUCCUUCCUGCAGCUGGGCCCUGUCAUCUCCGUCAGGGUGGUGAGAGGAUGCUGGCUGCUGUAUGAGUUUCCUGGUUUCCAAGGGCGCAGCACUGCCCUGGAGGAGGGCCCCAUAGAGCUGCAGAACAUGUGGGCCGAGCCGCAGCCCCCGGGCCUGGCAGGGAUGCCCACCAGCCCCCCCAUGAAGAUCGGCUCCAUACGCCUGGCAGUCAGGGACUACAGCAUGCCAAAGAUCGACCUGUUCACGGAGCCCAACGGCCUGGGCCGAGUCUCCAGCUACUCUGACUUCACUCCAGAGGUCGGCUCCUUCACCUACCCCCAGAACACCGGCUCCAUCAAGGUCCACUCCGGAGUGUGGUUGGUGUAUAGUGACCCUGGUCUGGAGGGUAUGCUGGCAGUACUGGAGGCAGGGGAGUACCCCUGUCCUGAGACCUGGGGCUUCCCAACCCCCUUCGUAGGCUCCCUCAGGCCCCUCAAAAUGGGUGGAAUUAAAGUGGAAAAUCCAUAUGACGUCAAGGCCCUGGUCUACGAGAAGCCCCACUUCCAGGGGGAGUGCCUGCUGGUGGAGGGAGACGUGUGGGACUUCGCAGAGGGAGAGGAGGUGCAGCAGGAGGAGAAAGAGGAGAAGAAAAAGGAAGAGGAGGAGGAGGGAGAAGAGAGCAGUCCCAGUCCAGCUGUCAGGAAGAGACUGUUUAGCACUGUGGGCUCCAUCAAGGUCCUCGGGGGACUGUGGGUGGGCUAUGGGGAGGCUGGCUUCGAGGGUCCCCAGUACCUGCUGGAGGAGGGAGAGUACGCACACUGGAGCGAGUGGGGAGGCUACGGAGACAAGAUGAUGUCACUACGCCCAGUGCUCUCGGAUCUGAUGUCUCCUCACCUGAAGAUGUUCAGUGAUCUGGACUUUGGGGCGAGGGGGGUGAACGUGGACCUGUUUGUCCCCGUGCCCAACAUGGAUGACACUGGAUAUGGCAGAAAGACACAGUCCAUAGACGUGCUGUCUGGCAUCUGGGUGGUGUUUGAGAAGGACGGCUUCAGCGGGGAGCUGUAUGUGCUGGAGAAGGGCCUGUACUGCAGUCCUGAAGACUGGGGCAGCACACAGCCCAACGUCUCCUCCGUCAUGCCCAUCGUCCUGGACAAUGUGGAAAGCAUAAGCAAAUUUAAGGUGGUGUUGUUCCCUGAGCCGGUGUUCCAGGGGGAGCCCGUGGUCCUAGAGGACAGCACCCCCAGCCUCCCCAGCGGCUUCCAGCCCUCCUCCUGCAAGGUCCUCUGUGGAAGUUGGGUGGCGUUCUCCGGGCCUCAGUUCACUGACCUGAUGUACGUGCUGGAGGAGGGCGAGUACCCCACACUGGAGGCCAUGGGCUGUGAAGACACACACACUGGCAUCUGCUCCAUACACACCAUAGCACACGAGUUCUCUCUGCCAUCCGUCAUGCUCUUCGCUAAGCCUGACCUGAGAGGCAAGAAGGCCGUCUUGACGCACAACGCUACCAACCUAUCACUGGCCGGCAUCGAUGGGCGAACGCGAUCGCUAGUGGUCAGCGGAGGCAUUUGGGUGCUGUACGAGGAGAGUAACUACCGAGGUCGGCAGUUUCUGCUUCAUCCUGGCGAGAUUUCUGAUUGGCUGCAGUACAGCGGCUGGCAGCGAAUCGGAUCGCUGCGUCCUCUGUUGCAGAAACCGGUGUAUGUGCGUCUGCGUAACGCUGAGUCUGGGUGUGUGAUGUCUCUGAUGGGGCCUCUGGACGACAUCAAGCUGCUGAGAGUGCAGGCUGUGGAGGAGAACGGCAGCCCAGAACAGAGCUGGUUAUACGCCAACGGCACACUACGAUGCAGGAUGGUGGAGGACUGUUGUCUGGAGACGUCAGGCACGGUGGUGAUGGCAGGUUGUCGUCUGUGUGUGUCUGCUGAGCCAGGCAAGGACAACCAGCUGUGGAACAUCACGCAGGGCGGCCACAUACGCCCCCACCUCAACCCACAGCUGGCACUCGAGGUCAAAGGCGGUCAGCAGUACGAUCGGAACCAGGUGAUCGUCAACAGCCUGGAUGAGAAGAAGUCCAGCCAGAGGUGGCUAGUGGAGAUCCUCUAACCCUACCCCCGCCCCCGCCCCGCCCCGCCAGCCUCCACUCCUCUCCCCACCUACAGUACACUACAGCUACGCCCAACCACCACCAACCGGCACCAGGACCAGAGGUGCCGGAAAGGGGGAUGCAGUGGUGCGUUAGCAUCUCCUUUCUUGGGCUCCCUAAAUGAGGCUUUCUCAACUUGUACUGCGGACAAAUGAGUGGAGUGCAGCAGCAGUAACAUUGUUGAGAAAUAAAGAAUCAAGCAAAAAAUAUGCACCACCAUUUUGAAACUUGUUCUGGCUCCCUUGGCCAAGACAAUCAUAGACAAUCAUGGACCUCGAGAUGAGACAGCCAGACAUGCAAUGCCUCACAAUAAGUUCAAUGCCAGGCAUGGAUGAACUGAUCAGACAGACAUUCAUUGGACAAACAUUGCUGUCAUUUGGGGCGACAAUCCCAAAAAUGUUGACUCGUUCACUCACUUCAUAGUGCACUAUUAAGACAGCAAUAUAAUAUACACUAUGUAGUGCGCUGGCUGGCUGUGUAUUGAGCAAAUGAGAGAAGAUUUUGGACACAGCUUCUCUGGAUUCACUGUGGAGACCCGAAACUGCUCAACUCCUCAGCUUACACAGGAGGACCCUCAAACAGGUGCCUUUCAAGGUCUCUUCAACAAAGAGCACACAAAGAGGGCCCUCUUAUCCACACACUGCCCUCCAACGGGAGGCAGGCAGCAACGCAAGCGACCCCCGUCAGACUCAGGAGACUUCAAAGGCUGUGUGUGUGUGUGUGUGUGUGUGUGUGUGUGUGUGUGUGUGUGUGUGUGUGUGUGUGUGUGUGUGUGUAACGGCCUCCAAAGCAAUCAAGUAACCUUCCCCUUGGCACUAAUGUAUCUAGCACUUUCUGAAGAACAUUCCAGAACCGCUCAUGUGUAUUCUCAAGCCUCACUAUUCUUAUGUGCACAUUCACUAUAAAGAGAGAAAAUGACCCGGCUUUAUUGAAUGUGGAACGGCAGAUGAAGGUAGCCCUAAGUCUGGGAAAUGUUGAGCUUUUAUGGAAAGACGUUUUCUGUUGUUGUUGCUGUUGAACUUGUUGCACAUAAGAGAUGGACAUGCCGUGUUUACUUUGCUUUACAAUAUGGGGAGGGGGUUACUCACUAACCAAGUUACACUAUGUUCUGACGUUUUCCAUGAGUCAUUUGACCUCUGUGUGUUGUACACUAGUACACUUAACAAAUACACAUAAUUAUGCACAAAACACUACUCUCAUUCUCAAGACACAGACACACACAUAGAGUACACACACCACUGCUAAUUAAUUGUGACUGUUAUGGAGAAGAUGACAGUUCGAUAUGCCUUUAUUGUUUACUAGUACAAAUGUUUCCCGAGAUGUAUCAUACCUUUGUUGUCAGAUUUGUGUACAGAAUUUCUCAUGUUUUGUUCAGUCUCACUGAGACACAGAAAGACACACACACACACACACACACACACACACACACACACACACACACACACACACACACACACACACACACACAC
Molecule: messenger RNA, 9696 nt
Organism: Engraulis encrasicolus (European anchovy)
Lineage: Eukaryota; Metazoa; Chordata; Actinopteri; Clupeiformes; Engraulidae
Gene: crybg1a
Product: crystallin beta-gamma domain containing 1a
Exons: 24
Coding region: 121-8187 (2688 amino acids)
Biological process (GO): visual perception; lens development in camera-type eye
Molecular function (GO): structural constituent of eye lens
Source: RefSeq, a predicted model, not a curated record